GGUGAGAUCAUGAAGCUCUAUUUUGUCCAUCGGUUCUCGUCCGACCGUGAAGGCCAAGAAAGGCACCACACCUGUUGCUGUUGAGAUGGAGCAGCACACCAGUAAUCCUACUAAGGAAGAAGCCAAAGAGGAAGAUAACGUUGUGUGUCUUUGUCGAGCAAAACCCUCCCCCAGUUACAUUAAUCUUCAAGCAAAUUCUCCGCCAGCUACUUUCUCGAACACCGAGACAACCAUGCUGCCUUCAGGAGCUGGUGAGAAGCCCAAGGAAUGCCUAGGACUACUCGAGUGCAUGUCUGCCAAUCUCCAGCUACAGACCCAGCUCGCCCAGCGACAGAUGGCUAUUUUGGAAAACUUGCAGACAUCCCUCUCACAGCUGGGUUCUGGGAGGGAGAGCAAGACCUGUUCUCUCCCGGGCUUAUGUUGCAAUCUGUUGUUAAAUCACCUGCCCCAAUUCCAUAAAUGAACUGUGG
Molecule: messenger RNA, 470 nt
Organism: Rattus rattus (black rat)
Lineage: Eukaryota; Metazoa; Chordata; Mammalia; Rodentia; Muridae
Gene: Tsacc
Product: TSSK6 activating cochaperone
Exons: 4
Coding region: 86-463 (125 amino acids)
Cellular component (GO): cytoplasm
Molecular function (GO): protein-folding chaperone binding
Source: RefSeq, a predicted model, not a curated record